Molecule: messenger RNA, 915 nt
Organism: Caenorhabditis briggsae
Lineage: Eukaryota; Metazoa; Nematoda; Chromadorea; Rhabditida; Rhabditidae
Gene: Cbr-col-60
Product: Protein CBR-COL-60
Exons: 3
Coding region: 1-915 (304 amino acids)
Molecular function (GO): structural constituent of cuticle
Source: RefSeq, a predicted model, not a curated record
AUGACAGGAACAACGACUAAAAUUCUAUACGCAUCUACCGUUUUCUCAUCCGUCGCCAUUCUGUGUUCUCUUGUUUUCACCACGUUCAUGUACAAUGAUUUGUACGAUUUUCACAGUGAAGUUGAACAGGAAUUGUAUGGUUUCAAGGACAUUUACAACGAUGCGUGGUUCUUGAUGACCGCCUCCUCCUCUACCAAAUUCUCAUCCUCUUCCUCUUCUUCAUAUCCGAACCUAAACCGAAUCUUCAAAAGAAACGCUGACCAAUGUAACUGCGGAGAAAAGGCUUCGAAUUGCCCACGUGGACCACCAGGACCACCAGGAGAGCCCGGAGAUGAUGGAUCCGAUGGACAAGCAGGACAAGAUGGACGCGAUGGAAAUACCCCAACUGAGGAGUACGGUAGCAGCCAAGAUAGCGCUGUAUCGUGUCCAGCAGGGCCGCCAGGAGAACAAGGAUCAGAUGGAGUACCAGGAGAACCAGGAAGAGAUGGAAACCCAGGAGUCGAUGGUCAAACAGGAAACGAAGGACCAACCGGACCACGUGGACCACUUGGAAAUAAAGGAAGAGAUGGGACACCAGGAAGAGAUGGAAAUCCAGGAAGACCUGGUAGAGAUGGAACACGUGGAGUUGGGCAGCCUGGAUCACCUGGACAACCAGGAGCAAGAGGACCAGAAGGACCAAGAGGGGCACCAGGAAACAAUGGAAGACCAGGGGAAUAUGGAGAUCAGGGACAAGCUGGACCACCUGGAUUGGAUGGAGAACAAGGACCAGAUGGGGUUGUUGGAGUUCCCGGAGAGCCAGGACUCCCAGGAUCAGACGCCGCCUACUGUCAAUGUCCAGAGCGUACUCCAAUCACCGAAAAAACGUCUUCUGGAGGAUACAAAGUGCGUCGACGUCUUGUCAAACAUGCCAACUGA